AUGUAUCAUCCUUCCGCCCCCGGAGGUCAAGGACAAGGAUGGGGUGAAGGUUACAUGUCAGUAACGGGUAAACAACCUAAUUUCUUGCAAAAGCUAUACGAAUUCUUAUCUCUUGAACCACACCCUUGUCCAGAUGUCAUUUAUUGGGCAAGCGAUUCGAAACAGUUGGUGAUUGCUAAUCCUGACCGAUUGGUCAAAGAGGUAUUACCAAAGUUGUUCAAACAUGAUAAAUUAUCUUCUUUUGGUCGACAACUCAAUAUAUAUGGCUUUUCCCGUUUAUUCCCUGGUAGACAGUUCAAAGAUGGGGAAGGUAACGUUUCUGAUGCUUCGGUAUGGGCUCACCCCAGCCUUCAUCGUCUUUCCACACCAGGAGAAAUAGCAACAAUCAAAAGACGAGCCGCUCCUAAACUCUUCCGAACUCGACGUCUAGCCAAUGGUCAAUUAGUCCGUUCUCGUGCCGGUCCAGCUGUGGAAGCUAAAUUCCGAGAAGUACGUGAAUCCAUAGCUGAAAGUAAACGUCAUAAACCUACUAUAAACAUUUCAUCCUCAAUUUCAAAUUCUUCAAAUUCGGAAAUACAUUCACCGAUCGAAGAUGGACAAUCACCUUUUUCACCUACUACGAGUUAUUCUUCAUAUCAUGAAGGUAUGAAAUUAUUACCUUUUUCUCCUAAUAUGAGCGUUCCACUCGAAAUCAAUCCUGAUGAAGGGAUGAACAGACGUAUGGAUAUGGAAGGUGAAAUGGGGAUGGAAGGAGAAAUGGAAUUAGAAGGUUUUAGUCCUAUUACAGAUUAUCACAAUAUUUCAACAGGAUUAUUUUCUUCUUCUACUUCUACUACUCCUCCACCACAAAAUUCAUGGGAAGAUAGAAGAAAUUCAGAUGAAAUGGAAUUAGAAAAUCAUUAUUGGAAUUCUUCAUCUUUACCAGGUUGGGGUGCUGGUAUUCCUAAUUCUAAUUCAACUUCUACCGGUAAUUUCGGAAUAACUACGAAUGGGAUUUCAACGGGAAAUCAAUCGAGUUUGGGUGAUAAUUCUGGACAAGUAUCUCCAUCUUCCUCAGGUGUAGGUGGUGUUGGAUCCGGUAAUCCCAAUGGAAAUGGAAAUAUGAUAAGAAUAGACAGUGAUGGGAAUGGGACAGGAAUGAGAUCAGGAAAUACGAGUGGAAUAACACUCACACCUAAUGGAACAGGAAUGAAUUGGUCUAAACAUAAACUCGAAGUUAUUUCAGAAGGUAAUGAAAGUGAAUCAAGUCCUCAUAUCUAUCCAUCAUGGGAAGAAGCUAUGGAAAUUGAUCAAGCUUUCGGAUUUAAUUCAGAACCAACACAAACCCAAUCGAAUCCUAUUAGUUAUUCAACUAUUUCUGAUGAAAAAUUAAAACCAGUGACGAUUUUGUGUAAUGAUAAACAAGAUAAUCAUAACCAAAUUGAACAUUCUAUCAAUCGAUCAAAUACUAAUUCAGUUAUAUCAGUUCAAAUAUCACAUACACCUUCUCCUACUCAGAUGAUCAACCCUGUGAUGAGAUGGGAUAAUGGUAUUCAUGGGAAUACAACGAAUGAAGUGAUGAGAAGGAAUUCGGGAGGGAUUGAAGAAGAAAUGGAAAUUGAUAAUAAUAAUACAUCAUCAGAAUGGGGUUCUUCUUUUUAUUUAACAGAAACACAACAUUCUCAACAAAUCCAACCUUCUCAACGAAUCCGUCAAACUCAAGAAUCCCAUCAAGCGCAACACGAUCAAUCAGGUCAACAAGAACAACCAAUAAGAAUGAUCGAAGAUGGAAUUGGGAAAGAACAAGGAGGGAUUUUGAUUGAUAAAGAAAAGAACGAUCAAAAUCAAAAUAUUCAAACUCCUCAAAGAACUCCACAAAUGUCACGUUUCCCAAUUCCAGAUGUACCUCCUACUGAACAAAUUGAAAUCGAUCAAACUAUGCUUCAACCACAACCUCAAAGACCUAAACCCAAACCAUUAGAUUUACAUCUAUCAAAUGGUUCCACAUUCAACUUUGAUCAUUCGAUUAAACCUUCAUCUUCGUCUGAAAAUUGGAGACCUCAAACAGUUAUAGGUUUUACUAGAUCUCUUUCCAGGGCUUCAAACGUUACUGACGUUGAACAACGUGUUCAAAGAAGUUCAAGUUUGACUGGUUUUCAAGUUGGUUCAAAUGGACAUAUAGUGGAAGGGAUGGAGAGGAAUUUAGGAAUCGAUGAAUAUCCAGGAAGUAAAGAAGGAAAUGGGGUGAACGUUGAACAAGGACAAAUAAGAGGAAACAUUGAAAUUUCAAAUGUUCAACAAAGAGAAAAUUCAGGAAUUAUCAAUGAUGUAACAGGUGAAAGUUUGAAAGAUCCUUCGACAAGAGUUUUACUUUCACCAACUCCUGCAGAUAUAUUAUCACCUAAAUCAUCUUCUUCACCAUCAUAUAAUUUAUCUUCUUCAAACGGUCGUAUUACACCUGCUCAAAUAUUAUCAGCUGCAAGAGAACAAGUUUUAGGUAAUAUGUUUUCGAUUAAUUCUCCAAAUCAUUCUUUACACAUGGUUCAUAACAAGUUAUCACAUUUGAAUCAAUCACCAACUUCUUCGAAUUCUUAUAAUACUUAUAAUCAUCCUUCAACGAUUUCAACGAAUGGUUAUGGUAAUUCGAAUCAUAAUUCUUAUCAUUCAAAUUCACCGAAUCCUCAAAAUCAUCUAGUUUACAAUAAGAUCAAUAUGAAUUCGAUUAAUUCAUCAAACGUUCAUAAUGAUUUGAUUUAUGAUAAAUUGGAAAACGAUUCAAUUAUGUUCAAUACAAAAUUGAACCAGAACCAAAAUCAGAAUCAGAAUUUGAAUCAGAAUUUGAAACAAGGUCAAGAGAAUUUAAUGACGAAUCAUUAUGGUAAUAUUGGUUUAGGUUUAGCAAGUGUUUUAUUAAACAAUCCUAAUCCUAAUUCUAAUCCAAAUCCUAAUGCUAAUCCUACACCAACACCUGAUAUCAUCACAAAGAAAGAUAAUAGAAGAAAUAGUUAUAAACAUAUACCUGAUUGGAAUCAAGUAACUAUUGAUCCUAAAUUAGUUACACCGACAAGUAGUCAAUGGAGUACACCUUCAGUUACUAGAGCUUCAUCACCAAUCAAAGGUUAUCAUAUUUCUUCUAAUCAUCCUCAUUCACCUCAGAAUCAAUUACCUGUAUCAGGUAAUUUAAUCAUAAGACAAUCUCCUUCCAAUCAUAAUAAUCAUAAUCAUAAUCAACUCGUUCAAAAUUCUCAUAAUCCUCCUAAUCCUACUAAUCUUCAAGAUCUUCAGAAUCAACAGAAUAAUCAGAAUCAUCACGAUAUUCAUGAAAUCCCAAUUCAAUCUCAUUCACUUUCAAACGAAAGCCAACAACAACAACUUCAACAAGAUCAAACAUCAAGACAAGUAUCAAACCCAAAUCCUUCAUACGUAAAGUUCGAUAAACAAUUACGAAACGUAAAUUCAGACAUACCAUAUGAAUCACAUGGAAAUCAACAUGGUAAUAUCUUAUUUCAAGGAAUUUCAAGUGCUCCUCCUAUUUUACAAGAAGAUUGGAAGAAUAAUAAUAACGAUAACAAACAUACUUCUUCACAAGAUCAAUCAUAUGGCAUGACGACUUUUGGGGAUAAUGGUAUUAUAGGACAUAAUGAAAAUAAUGUUGGAAAUGUUGGACAUUUGGUAAAUUUUGGACAAUUCGGUAUGACACCAAUACAUGCUCAAACUCAUCCACCUUUGGGACAAGUACCAAUGAUGAUUCCACUUGGUACUCAAAGUUAUCCACCUAUAGCUAGACAAGAAUUAGCUAGGAGAGUUGGAGAGUUAGGUUUGGGGGAGUAG
Messenger RNA from Tremella mesenterica DSM 1558, 3810 nucleotides. RefSeq lists its product as uncharacterized. The coding region runs from base 1 to 3810 and encodes 1269 amino acids. Gene Ontology annotation, molecular function: sequence-specific DNA binding; DNA-binding transcription factor activity. The transcript has 5 exons. Lineage: Eukaryota; Fungi; Basidiomycota; Tremellomycetes; Tremellales; Tremellaceae. Gene Ontology annotation, biological process: regulation of DNA-templated transcription. The record is from RefSeq and is a predicted model, not a curated record.